Oenanthe melanoleuca is the source of this 3222-nucleotide messenger RNA. RefSeq names its product dymeclin (gene DYM). Lineage: Eukaryota; Metazoa; Chordata; Aves; Passeriformes; Muscicapidae. Gene Ontology annotation, cellular component: Golgi apparatus. The transcript is spliced from 19 exons. The coding region runs from base 149 to 2320 and encodes 723 amino acids. The record is from RefSeq and is a predicted model, not a curated record. Gene Ontology annotation, biological process: Golgi organization.
CGUGGAGGCGGGCGGGGACCGUGAGGGGCCGUGAGGGGACCCGGGAACGGCACCGGCCGAGGCACCCCGCCACCGACCCCGCCACCGAGCUCGGGCCCAGGGCACGGACGCAAUGAAAAUUUAGGAAGACAUUUGCCAAAUAAAGAAGAUGGGAGCAAAUAGCAGCAGCAUCAGUGAGCUUCCAGAAAAUGAGUACUUGCAGAAACUGUCAGGAUCAGAGCCCAUCUCUGAGAAUGACCCGUUCUGGAAUCAGCUUCUGUCUUUUAGCUUCACCACUCCAACAAACAGUGCUGAUUUAAAGCUCUUGGAGGAAGCCACCAUCUCAGUCUGCAAGUCUUUGGUUGAGAAGAAUCCUCGAACAGGAAACCUUGGAUCAUUGAUUAAAGUCUUUCUUUCUAGAACCAAAGAGUUAAAAAUUUCAGCAGAAUGUCAGAACCACCUCUUUAUCUGGCAGGCUCACAAUGCACUGUUCAUAAUUUGCUGUUUGCUGAAAGUAUUCAUCAGUCGAAUGUCAGAAGAGGAGCUGCAACUUCAUUUUACUUACGAAGAGAAGGCAGGACCAAGCUCAUAUGGAACAGAAUGUGAAGACCUCAUAGAAGAGCUGCUGUGUUGCCUCAUCCAGCUCAUUGUUGAAAUUCCCCUCUUGUACCCCUGUCAGCACACAGACAGUAACUGGUGGAAAUGGUUGUGCUCAUGGUACAGGGGAAGGUACAGUGGAGGUGUCACUUCAGCUCUGGGGUAUGCAGUAAGAGAUAUUACAUACAGCAUUUCUUUGGAAGCCGUGACAACUCUCAUUGUAUUCCUCUCCUGCCAAUUAUUCCACAAAGAGAUUCUGCGAGAGAGCAUCAUUCACAGAUACCUGAUGCAUGGUCGAUGUCUCCCAUACACCAGCAGACUUGUGAAAACUUUGCUGUAUAAUUUCAUUAGGCAAGAGAGGAGCCCUCCUCCAGGGGCCCACGUCUUUCAGCAGCAAACAGAUGGAGGAGGACUGCUUUAUGGAAUUGCAUCUGGGGUGGCAACUGGCCUGUGGACAGUGUUCACGCUGGGUGGGGUGGGCAGCAAAGCGUCGGCGCAGCUGGAGCAGUGCUCUCCUCUGGCCAGCCAGAGCCUGCUGCUGCUGCUGGUCCUGGCCAACCUGACCGACGCCCCAGACACCCCGAACCCCUACAGGCAAGCCAUCAUGUCCUUCAAGAACACACAAGAUAACACUGCUUUUUCGUCAUCAAAUCCACAUGCUUUCCAGAUUAACUUUAACAGUUUAUACACAGCUUUAUGUGAGCAGCAGAAAUCUGAUCAAGCCACUCUUCUCCUAUAUAUGCUUCUGCAUCAGAACAGCAACGUGCGGACCUACGUGUUGGCACGGACAGACAUAGAAAAUCUGGUUCUGCCAAUUCUUGAAAUUUUGUAUCACGUUGAAGAAAGGAAUUCGCACCAUGUUUACAUGGCCCUUAUAAUUUUGCUGAUCCUUACAGAGGAUGAUGGCUUCAACCGAUCCAUUCACGAAGUGAUACUGAAAAACAUCACUUGGUAUGCUGAGCGUGUCCUAACAGAGAUCUCACUUGGGAGUCUUCUGAUACUGGUUGUGAUAAGAACCAUCCAGUACAACAUGACACGGACAAGGGACAAAUACCUUCAUACAAAUUGUCUGGCAGCCUUAGCAAAUAUGUCAGCACAAUUCCGCUCGCUUCAUCAGUAUGCUGCUCAGAGGAUCAUCAGUUUAUUUUCUCUGUUGUCUAAAAAACACAACAAAGUGCUGGAGCAAGCCACGCAGUCCUUGAGAGGUUCCCUGGGUUCAAACGACUCUCCACUUCCUGAUUAUCACUUUUGGGAGAUGUCUGAUUGCCUUCACUUCUCUGAAACAAAGUUGGGACAAGCACAAGACCUGAAUGUGAUCGAGGAGGUGAUCCGAAUGAUGCUGGAGAUUAUCAACUCCUGCCUGACCAACUCUCUCCAUCACAACCCCAACCUGGUGUAUGCUCUGCUCUACAAGCGGGAUCUGUUCGAGCAGUUUCGGACUCACCCUUCCUUCCAGGACAUAAUGCAAAAUAUAGACCUGGUGAUCAGCUUUUUCAGCUCCCGAUUAGAGCAAGCUGGAGCUGAGCUGUCAGUGGAGCGAGUUCUGGAAAUCAUCAAGCAAGGAGCUGUUGCUUUGCCCAAAGACAGGCUAAGAAAGUUCCCCGAGCUGAAGUUCAAGUACGUGGAGGAGGAGCAGCCCGAGGAGUUCUUCAUCCCCUACGUGUGGUCCCUGGUGUACAACUCUGCCGUGGCCCUGUACUGGAACCCCCGUGACAUCCAGCUCUUCACCAUGGACUCGGGCUGAGGGACAGCCCAGCCAGGCCAGCCCCACUCCUUCUUACAGGAAUCUGAACCUCUGCACCCCUUCCAACCUGACCCCCUCCAGCUGCCCCCUCCGACCCCAGAGACAGUGUCCAGCCCAGCCUCACGCUGGGACAAGCUGGUGUGGGGCACUGAUGGCUUGUAGGCAACCUUGUGUUUAUAGUCCAUAACCUUGAGCUUGUUUGAUGAAAACGAGGCCUUACACAUGGGGUGUGAUGUUACUACCAACCACAAACCUGAUCGUCCUUUUAACUUAACGGGCUAAAUGAGAUUGCAGGCUUUGAUUUGGAAGCAGCAUUUGUAUUUUUGGCUCUUUCCAGCGGGCAGCUUCCUUGGGUCAAGCUUUUUAUGGUCUCUGAGAUGCUGCUGUGGGUUGCUCCUUACCUAAUCCCAUGUUUUCACUCACAGCCCUUCGUUUCCGUGGCACUGUCAAGGCUGCAGCCCUUAAAUUGCUGUCAUCCGAGGGAACUAAGCAAGCAGCAUCUCAAUCAGGUUAGCUCCCAGGCAGAUUCAAAACACUUGAUUUAGAUGUUUGUGGGAGGAUUUUCAAUAGCAAGUCUUCUGUUGUUGUUGUUGUUGUUUGACUGGCAAAUACUCUCCAGAGGGCAAGAAACACCUGCUUUCAGAGUCAGGUCCCUUACAGACUUGUUUUUCUGUGCUCCUGUUCAAAAUUGUUCCUGGAAAUUGAACAUGUAAAGAAAGCGGGGAGGGGAAAAAAAGUCCAAAGAAAAUAAUUACAAGAUUGUAAAAUAGACCAGUGUCCUGUAAACCUGUGCGUAAUGGUGACAGUGUGUUUUGGGGAUCCUUGACAAAACUCUGUGUUGAAAACCUCCUGUCGGCUUUUAAAGUUUUAUGGCAGAAGUAUAAAUUUAUCUGAAUGUAGAA